Messenger RNA from Leptosia nina, 1023 nucleotides. The record is from the annotation of a GenBank genome assembly. NCBI's taxonomy places the organism in Eukaryota, Metazoa, Arthropoda, Insecta, Lepidoptera, Pieridae.
AUGAGAAGAUUAGGAAAUAAUAUAGAAGAAUACAAACAAAAUAUUAUAUGCUAUAUUGGACACGUUCCAGGUAAAUAUGGAGUCGGUUUUCUUAUUAAUAAAAAACUCAAGCCAUAUAUUGAAAGUUUUGUAGGAUUAUCAGACCGUGUAGCCUCUCUAAAUUUAAAUAUCGAAGGGCAAAAAUUUACUAUUAUUCAAGUGUACGCACCUACAGAAGCUGGGAGUGAAAGCGAUGUAGACGAUUUCUAUAAAUCCAUCGAAGACGCAUUAAAGACAGCUCAUAAGAACCUCAUACUAAUGGGAGAUUUUAACGCAAAAAUAGGACAUCCCCAAAAGGAAAAAUCUUUAGUCAUGAAAAAAUUCGGAUAUGGAAAACGUAACGAUCGAGGGCAAAGGCUGAUAGAUUUUGCAUUUGAAAACAAACUAACAAUAAUAAAUACCUGCUUUAAGAAAAAACCUAACCGAAGAUGGACCUGGAAAUCUCCGAACGGAAGUUAUAGAAAUGAAAUAGACUUCAUACUAUCAAACCAGAUAAACAUAUUCCAGAAUAUUGAAACUAUCAACUUAAACUACCCAUCUGAUCAUAGGCCAUUACGUGCAACUAUACAGCUUAAAAAACAAAAGAAAAGCAGAGCCAAUUACACAAAGAACCACAAAAUCGUUCUAAAAAGUGAAAAUGCAAUCAGUAAGUAUAAAGAAAUUCUCUCAACCAAACUCUUAAAUGUAGAAACAACAGAUAUGUCAGUGCAAACUUAUUACGACAACUUAAUAAAUAUAAUCACAGAUAGUUUAAAAAGAGCACACAAAGUGGACCAAACUAAAAAAACAGACAAAAUAUUAUCAGAACAAACAAAACAACUAUUAACUCGACGAAAAGAACUACAAAGAAUGAAAAACAAAACCCGCGGUGCGAAGAAUGAAAUAUCGGCGCUUUACAAACUUGUCAAUAAGUAUAUAAAAAGAGAUUAUGCAAAGUACAGACAAUUUUUUUUUAACAGAAAAAUACCUCGAACAAAGCGGUAG